AUAGAACCAUGAACCUUUCGUCACUGAUUUCGUCCGCAACUAGUCACACAUGGGAACGGAGAUUCCGUCGCCGUUUGUGAGCAUGAUUCGAGUGGCAGUUGGGGCCGGCGGAUAGUUUGCCCUUUCGUCACUUGUUUUUCUGGCCCUUUCAUAAAGCCCUUGCAAUCUUUCAACUGCAAUCACCACUAAAAGACUACUCUCGCAUUAAGGAGAUCAGCAGUUUUUUCUGGCUCAUGAAACACACCGUUGGAGUAGAUCGAUUGCAGAGUGUGCCGAAUUCAAUUGUCUCUACAAUCGAUGCAGGGAAGUUGUAGCACCUCAAGUUGAUUCUGAUCUCAUGAUCACUUUGGUUUGUCUUUUGGAACUCGUGGUUUUUGAAGAAAAGAUUUCGAUUUCCCCACUUCAUCAGCACUUCGUGAGCUUGAAGCUCCGACGUCGUUUUCGAAGACAUCCACUAUGUCGUCCAAAAAGGAUGUUGAAGAUAGCUUGUUCAUCCAGGACGAGAUGAAGACAGUCAUAAAGGAUUCUAUCGACGAGACGAUUGGGAGCCAGCAAUUCCAGCACGACAAGGUCGAACACUGGACAAAUGGAGUGGGAGAGAGCUGCAUUAAGCGUUUGGCCAUCCUCAACAAACCUUUCAAAUACGUCGUGACAACUGUUAUAAUGCAAAAGAAUGGAGCUGGCAUGCUAGUGGCUACGUCUGGCUUCUGGAAUAAAGGCACGGACGGAAGCAACACCAUUCGGUGGGAGAACAAGACCAUGUACGUCAUUGUAACUAUCUUCGGUACUUUGCUUUGAGACCUGCAACAUUAGACGAGACAGGCAUCAAGUCAAAAACUGAAGGAAACUGUGAGUCUUGCGAGUUGAGCACGAGGUUUUGCAAAGUUAAAGCACACUUCUCACAGAAAAAGCACGUCAACAGACGGAGCUUCUUUCAGAUACACUUCUGCAACAAUCCAUCAACUUAAAAGAUGUUGCAAUUCUUCCAAUCGUGAUCUGAAAGCUUCUAAAUACUCUAAAAAUUUGGGUAUUUGGUUUGCUUUCAUCUUUGCGUUAUAAUUUAGAUAUCAAUCCGUCUUCAAGAAGUCAUAUUUAAUUUAUAAUUCUAACUCCUUAGCAAAGCGGCAGUAUAUAUAUAUAUAUAUAUAUAUAUAUAUGUGUACAUACACCAACAUACACAUAUACACUAAAUUAAUACUGUUAAUAACUUCAAUAUAUAACUUAGAUUUUAUAACCCAUUCAUUUUUAGAUUUUAAAAAAUCAAAAUAAAAGGUUGAAUACUAAUAAAGAAUCAGAUUAUUGUGGUUAUUUCUUAACAAUAUAUUUUUCAUUAUGGCCAAACCAUCCACCAGUGGCUAUUUUAUUUUAUUUUAUUUAUUGUAUCACUUCUUUAUAUCAAAUGCUGUCCAUGAUCUUAUGUUUUCAUUGUAAUAAAAAAAAUUAUAUAUC
Molecule: messenger RNA, 1449 nt
Organism: Physcomitrium patens
Lineage: Eukaryota; Viridiplantae; Streptophyta; Bryopsida; Funariales; Funariaceae
Biological process (GO): microtubule-based movement
Cellular component (GO): cytoplasm; cytoplasmic dynein complex
Molecular function (GO): dynein intermediate chain binding
Source: RefSeq, a predicted model, not a curated record